AUGGAUACAAACCCUAGCCAUGCGGAGCAUCCAAAUUUUCCUGAGAGAAUGUUUGCGAUUGGAGAGGAACCAGUUGGUAUUAGAGUCACACCUUAUCAUAAACCUUCUGUCAUCUCCAAAAUCUUCAACGCUCUUGAAGAAGAUGAGAUCCGUUUCAUCAGAGAUUCAUCGUUUGGUAAACUAAUAGAAAUAGCCGAGAAACCUUCAUUUUCUGGUAGGUUCGGGCGUUUUCUUUUCUCACGUCAAUUGAAAGUUUUAAAGAAGCGGGAAGUUUGGUUUCUCUUCGCUGGGAAACCGAUUAGAUUAUCUAUUCGGGAGUUUGCGUUAGUCACCGGUCUCAAUUACCGCAACUACCCUCCCCAUUGCAAGAAGAGGAGCAAGAAGUUCCUUACGGAGAAGCCGUAUUGGCUAGAUUUAUUCGGCACCAUGACUGAAGUCCCUGCUUCCCAUGUCGUUACGAUGCUUAAAAAGAAGACGGUGACCGAUUUAGUGAUUAGGAUCAAGUACGCUCUCCUCGCUCUGCUUGCGGCUGUAAUCCUUCCGAUGUCUCACAACCCCCGCAUUUCACAUGCAUUCACUGAGAAGAUAAAAGAUCUCGAUCAGUUCUUGGCAUAUCCUUGGGGCCGCGCAUCUUUUGAUAUGCUAAUUGGCAGCAUUAAAGAAAGAAAUGAGGUUACUUUAUCGCAGAACACAAUUGCGUUUAAAGGCUUUGUUUUGGCCGUUCAGCUCGUGCUCAUUGAAGUCGUUCCUUCACUUAUGGGUGUUGUAAGAGAUGGUGGUUCCUCUGGUUCAGAAGCAGAUUCUGCAGAUGAUGAAGAAAUCUGUGUCGAUGAUGAUGAAGGGAUGAAUAGUAUCAACACGAGCCAUGUUCCUGACAUUGAUUCAGCAUGCAAGGCGCAUGUUAUCUCCAUUAUAUCACCGGGUGUUGAAAUUCCCAAUCUCGAGUCUGAAAUUUCAGUAUCAGACGAUGAAGUAGAUGAAAAAGUCGACAAUCUUGUCUCUGCUGUCGAAGCCUGUUUUCCAUUUGCCAACUCUCAUUUCAAGGGUGGGGUGACCGUAGCCGACGUUAACCGUAUGCGUCAAGAAGGCAAAAAAGAUAACUUAAAUCGCAAAACCUCGAGACCCAACCAGAAUCAAACUCCGCCAGGUGGCUUUGAUGCUGAGCACGUAGCAAAGAUUGUGAAAAAUAGCGUCUCAGAAGAUCUAAGCAAGAUGGCUCAACACAUAAAAGACAUUGCUGUGUCAAUGGGUAAUUCACAAAACCUAUUCCAGAAAAAUAUGCAAGACAUGUUUCAAAACUUCCAGAAAGAGAUCGAGGAGAAGAUUAGCACCCUUUCCAGACGCCCCAUUAUUGGUGAAGCCGUUCAUACUGAUCAUGUUAACACCAGCACAGCGAACAUCCACGCUGGAGGCGGCACUUCUUUUGAUGCGGCUGGAAUAAUAGAGAACGCUAUGCGUUUUGCUAACCACCAAUCAACCCAGGCUGGGAAUCCAUCGUCAGAAGAUAUCGGGUGUGCUGGAGGUGUACAUGUUGAUGGAAAGAUUGGCGACCCUAUCACGGAAGAAGAGGAAAAUGAGGGCGAGGCAAGCCCGGAGGAAAGCGUUAGAAACGCGGACAUUCCUGCUGAAUUAUGCGAGGAUCAAGAAGACCACAUUUGCGAAGAUGUCAGGACAGGUGAUGAAGCUCAGGGAGGCAGUGCUGUUGCUAGAGAAGCCCCGGCACAAAGUGUCCUCACACACCCUCCAAACCCCACUGUUACAGAGGCUGAUGAACUUAACCGCAGCUUAGUAUCUCCCAGCGUCGUCAUUCCUGCUAAUGUUAAUAAGGUUGCGACUGGAACCGGCCUGUCAUUUCCGGAUCCCUCUUUCUCAAUUGGGCUUACACAACUCAACGAACCAGAUGUUGAUGAUGCGGAUCCUGCAGUCGAUCCAGGGAUGGAGGAAGAGCCAUUGCAGGACAUUGAUAACCAUUGUGACAAGAGGAUUCUCACUCGCUCAUGGGAAUCUUAUGUUAAUGGCAUUUGCAUUACAGGCAUAGAUUACGCCGCUAAAUUGGCAAUGUUAUCAGAAAAACUGGCGUCACCAUUUGUAAUCGAUGUUGGUAGCCUCAGCCUCGAAAGUAAUAAGCUGUUGGCAAUUGUUGAAAGGACAUCUCAUUUGCCCGCUAAGGUUCUGGAUGUGCUUAUUAGUCACACCCGUUCUGUUUUUCAUGCAAAUCCAGAACACUUGCAGGACAAGAACUCUGUUUUCUUAGACGCUAAGUUUGUCUCCCAACUUGCUAAGUCUUUUGCCAAGUUCUCUAAGUCUCAAAAGAAAGAUAAUGUUCGAUUCCCAGCUGCGUUGUGCUCUUUAGUCGCUCGGGAGUGUCCAAUCUCGGAAGCAACCCGGUUCUAUUUCCCGUUCAAUUUUGAUAAACAGCACUGGGUGGGCGUAUACGUCGACUGUUCCCUAUCUCAGGUUAUAUUGCUCGACUGUAACACCGGGAUCAAGACGGACGCAUCGAUCGCCAAAGACCUGAGGCCCAUCACACAAAUGUUUCCCUACAUUCUCAGACAAGCUGGAAAACAACUUUCUGCGAAGGAGAUGAAGCCCCUAACGGUUGAUAGAUCACGAGGUGUGCCCCAAAACAACAAUAUGGUCGAAUCUGGCAUCACAAGUAUUCUGCUAAUCCAAGCCCACGCUGUAGGGGGUAUUGAUGUGUGCCAAUGUAUCACUCCCGAAGUGGUAGCGACGGAGGCCGAACGAGCUGCUGUCAUGAUCUACGAGGAAAAUGUUGAAGUUCUCUGA
Raphanus sativus (radish) is the source of this 2787-nucleotide messenger RNA. RefSeq lists its product as uncharacterized. Gene Ontology annotation, molecular function: cysteine-type peptidase activity. Gene Ontology annotation, biological process: proteolysis. Bases 1 to 2787 code for a protein of 928 amino acids. Lineage: Eukaryota; Viridiplantae; Streptophyta; Magnoliopsida; Brassicales; Brassicaceae. The record is from RefSeq and is a predicted model, not a curated record. The transcript has 9 exons.